Pipistrellus kuhlii (Kuhl's pipistrelle) is the source of this 1450-nucleotide messenger RNA. It is a transcript of the gene EPYC, whose product is annotated as epiphycan. The record is from RefSeq and is a predicted model, not a curated record. The transcript has 7 exons. NCBI's taxonomy places the organism in Eukaryota, Metazoa, Chordata, Mammalia, Chiroptera, Vespertilionidae. Bases 101 to 1063 code for a protein of 320 amino acids. Gene Ontology annotation, molecular function: protein binding.
CAGAAUUCAAAACCAUUGGUCAGGGGCAAAUACCACUGGCUCUGUGUCCUCAGUCACUUCGUGCCAUUUCGCCAACUAGGAGCCAAGGGAAGUUUGAAAAAUGAAAGCAUUAGCAAGACUUGUUCUGGGACUUGUCAUCUUUGAUGCUGCUGUGACUGCUCCAACAUUAGAGCCCAUCAACUAUGACUCAGAAACUUAUGAUGCCACCUUGGAAGACCUGGAUGAUUUAUACAACUAUGAAAACAUACCUAUUGGCCAAGCUGAGAUUGAAAUAGCAACAAUGAUGCCUUCAGGGAACAGAGAGCUCCUCACCCCGCCCCCACAGCCAGAGGAGGCAGAAGAGGAAGAGGAGGAGUCCACCCCCAGGCUGAUUGAUGGAUUUUCCCCACAGGAACCUGAAUUCACCAGGGUUCUUGGUCCACAAACCAGUGAAGAUUUUCCAACCUGCCUUCUGUGUACCUGUAUAAGUACCACUGUAUACUGUGAUGACCAUGAGCUUGAUGCUAUUCCUCCACUGCCCAAGAACACUGCUUAUUUCUAUUCCCGCUUUAACAGAAUUAAAAAGAUCAACAGAAACGACUUCGCAAGCUUAAAUGAUUUAAGGAAGAUUGAUCUAACAUCAAAUUUAAUAUCUGAAAUUGAUGAAGAUGCAUUCAAAAAGCUGCCUGAACUCAGAGAGCUUAUCCUACGUGACAACAAAAUAAGGCAACUUCCAGAUUUGCCAACCACUUUGACAUUCAUUGAUAUUAGCAACAAUAGACUUGGAAGGAAAGGAAUAAAGCAAGAAGCAUUUAAAGAUAUGUAUGAUCUCCAUCACCUCUACCUCACAGAUAACAACUUGGAUCACAUCCCGCUGCCACUCCCAGAAAACCUUCGAGCCCUUCAUCUCCAGAAUAACAACAUUCUGGAGAUGCAUGAAGAUACCUUCUGUGAUGUUAAAAAUUUGACUUAUAUUCGUAAGGCACUAGAAGAUAUCCGAUUGGACGGAAACCCUAUCAAUCUCAGCAAAACUCCUCAAGCUUAUAUAUGCCUACCUCGUUUGCCUAUUGGGAGUCUUGUGUAAAUUAGACAAUGAUUAGUAUUAUGAUGCCUACUAUAACAAAAACAACUCACACUGCUCUCUUCACAAACAAAACUCAGCAUGACAAAAAUUUUACAUUGUGUUCUGAAAGGUAUCAUAAUAUAAAAUACAACUCAAAAUAUUAAGAUAUGAUGGCAGUUAGAUAAUCUUAAAAAAAACACCAUAAAUCAGGAAUAAACCAAAAGAUGUACAGAAAAUGCAAAACUAAAUGAUAGAAAAUAUUUCAUAGACAUAAAUCACAUGUAAUUUGCAAGUUUUAGGUAUCCAUAGUCUCUGUAAUUUCAAAUUAAGCACAUAAGAAAUAAAAAUUAAAAAUGAACACUGAAGCCUGGACAGCAUGGCUCAGUGGUUAAGCGUUGACCAAUGAAC